AUGGCGCGCAAUUUGAUAGUGGAGAAUUUGGUUGCUCAACUAAUAUCGUUGUUGAAUGAUAAUUCGUUAUUUCGAGAUAAAAGAAGUCAAAACAUUUUAGAUCAGAUAAAGUCAUUCUUUUCAUCAGAACACACCAAACCAGAAUUGGAUUUUGUUCUCUCAGUUUUAUUUAAACCUGAUGACGGCCUUUUGCAUUUUAUAAAAGAAGGAUGUUGUGAGAAGACACUUAAACCAGGAAUCAAGGAAUCUUUGCUACUAAUUAUUGAUCUAUUUAAAAAAUACACUCAGGAUCUUGGCUUAGUGAAGUAUUUUGUUCAAACUAAGGACACUUGCUAUUAUGUUGUCUUACGCUACAACAUCUGUGGAGCAGAUGUCCUCAAGUGUGCUUUUGAAGUGAUCAAGGAAAUCAUAACUUCAAAGGAAGCAUUAAAAGUUAAAGAGGACCUUAAGAUUCCAGAACUAAUUGGAUUUUUGUACUGCAGAUGUUUGACUGAUAAGAGCAUAAAAGCAACAGCUUUGCAAGAGGUCUACGAGUUGUUCGGAGCAAUUGCUUCAACAUUUCCUGAAUGUUUUGGAGAUAGCCAAAUUAAAUCUUUUGUACGGAAAGUCCUCGAUGAAUUAAAACUGCAGCUCAAGCAGACCAACAAUGUAAAACCCUGCAUAAUUGAAGGUUGCAUGAAUGCACUGAAAGGUGUGUUCUCAAAUUUUCCUCGUGCCUAUGAUGACCCUGAUAAGGAGUUAGCGGAACAGUCCAAAACUAUCUACUUAUAUAUCAAAGAUGCCUUCCAAGGAGAUUCAACCCGCAAAGCAUAUCAAAGAGCAACGUUGGAUUUGUUCGCAACACACAUCGAACUUCUGUGGGGCUGGGUGGUCGAGUUUAAGGAUGUCAAUUAUUGGUUGCCACUCCUGUCCUUGUGGGCCGGUAAAAUCUCGGCUGAGGACAAGCAGAUUGGUAUUAAAGCGGUGAGGGCACUGCAUGAAAAAGCUAUGAGUCAUAUCACCUCUCACCCGGAUGACGCUAUGAAACAUGACUUUCUGAGCUACUACAAGCGUGUGUUGGAGUGCCAUAGAGCCGCUAGCUACAACAUGGACCUAGCAAUAGAAGGGAUCAGCACUCUGGCUGGCAUCUCCAGCAAUGAAAUAAACCAAACAGAUGUUACUAACAUAUUUAGGUUGAUCCUACAACGGGCUCAGACUGAUUUCCCUCUGCAGGAUAGUACUACGGCAGAGCGGUCGGACAGUGAUGAGCGGCUCGCCAAGUAUCUAGAGUCUCUAUCCAACGUCUGCUCUAAGCUGAGCUCUGUGACCAAUGACCAGCUGUCUGGGAUGACGCGGCUGUGGCGGCUACUGGUGGAGCGCUACCCCCACCAUUACGCUCGGACACAGAUCAUUAUGGUCGAAUCUCUCAGUGUCACCAUGCUGAGGAUGGGCAUGUGCGACCCGUCUGUGUUUGCCAGGUUCUUGUACCCUGUCGUUUACCAAAGCAUUUUGGUUACCUGUUGCCACACUUUGGUGGAGGAGGCCGAGCUUCAAGAGGAGUUGACUCAAAGAGAAGUGAUAACGUAUAAGAACUACAAAAAGUUGUGGGAGGGACUCUUCCGUGUUGGCUAUGAGACUAAAAACAAGAGAAAAGUCCAAGGUGUGACUCCUCAAUUGCGAAGAAUGGUUUUGGACAGCCUGUACGAUUGCUUUGUUAAAUCACUUGUAGAAAUUAUUGGCAAACUGAAUGUGAAAUUGUGUGAUAAAGAUGAAACAAACGAGGAGGUAAAAACUGACCCAGAGAGCAACUUAAAAAGUGAAAACCCUCAAGACCACAACGUGUUGUGCAACUUGGCCAACCUGUACAAGGAUCUGUUGGCAGUCCUGGACUCUGAGAGGUUGUUUAAAUGGUUGUCAGAACUGCUGUCUACUGUCAUCAACCAGUCUGUUCGGUCACCGUUGGUGUCUGCGUUCUACAAGCUGCUGGCAGCCCUACUGUCAGUGGCACAGAGGACAAACUAUUUCCUUGAUGAGUCGGAAGAGGUACAGUCGCUGGGUCAGUAUAUUGUCAGAUAUCUGGAGGACGUGAUGCUACAAUGUCAACAGUACAAGAACGAUCUGCAGGCUUCGUGUUUGCUUGCUCUCGUCUCGGUCCCCGUUCCUCUCAUCAAGCCGUUGCUGGCUGGAAUUGCUCCCGUUAUGCAGAUGAUCUUCAGGCUCGGCCAGAGUCUGCUGUCUCUCGCUGUACAAGGGAUGAAUGCCCUUGAGCUGUGGCAGAGGUCGUUACCUCCAGAUGAGCUCAAGCCCAUACUACAUCAGGUCCUGCCCUGGUUUGACCCUUACCUACGCAGCAGAGGAAUAACCACAGAACUGCCAGAGGACGAAAACCUGCAGAUGUCCAAGCGACAGCAAAAGCGAGAGCGUCGUAUCAAAGAAGCAACCAGACUGGCCGAGCUGCAGAAGCGGAUGCUGAGGCUGCUGGGUCAACUAGACUCAGCCACUUGUCUCACACUGCUGAGUCACCCUACCGACAUUACUACUUGGUCAGACGAACCCAUGGUCAACUUCAAGAUGCCAUUCCCUGACCAGCGGUUCAGUGUUCCGAUGGAUUCUUUGCUUCCAAGGGUGGUAGAACUGGCAAUGACUUCCAGCGAUCGUCAGACCAAAGCAGCAGCAUGUGAGGUUUUGCAUGCAUUUGUUCUUCUCUUCAUCGGAAAUGGUACCACAGUAAUAGAGACUAAGCAGCCAGAGCUAGAGAGCAUCCUGUCUAGACUGAUGCCUUCCCUCCUGAGGCUGUCUUGUGGCUCAGAUUUGGUCGCCAUGCAGCUGUUCCGUCCACUCACACUACAGCUGAUGCGUUGGUUUUGCUUUCCCAAGAUGUUGCAUUGCAAAAAGCCUGUGCAAACCCAAGCUGUUUUGCAGGCUGUAUGGGACGGCAUAACAGAUGAAGAGGACGUAGCUUUGCAAGACUUUUCAGCUCUUUGUCUCAAAGAGUUUGUGCAUUGGUCCAUCAAACAAUCACCCGACCAGCUGCUAGUAGAUCGGCCUCUUGGACCCAAGGCCAUUACCCGAAUAAUCAACUCGUAUUGUCUACACCCGAGCCUCACCAAGCGAAGAGGUGCUGCGUUGGCUUUCUCACACAUAGCUGGAGAGUUACGAAAGCCUCCUCUGCUAGACGUGUUCUGGUUGGAACUGAUGUAUCACCUGGUGCUCAACCUCGAGUUGGGUGGCGCCAGUCACAACCACCCUGCAACAGCUGCCCUCACUGUCAUUGGCAAAGUGAUGAAAAAGAAGGCUGAUCUCUUCAAUGAGAAAAGUGAUGCGAGACGUGUACCCGACGCUUUAGGAUCUGGUUCACUGCUUGAUGUCGUGAAGUUUUUGGCGCAGAAAUGUGGAUCUCAGACUGUGAUUUGCGCUACGAAAUGUAGAGAACUAAUUUUGGAAUUGAUGCCCCUAGUGCCAGAUAUACCUCCCCUAGAUCAGCUGGUGGACAUUGUAAGAGUUUGUGAGGGAGCAGGUAGUGGAUUGAUGCUUCCAAUCCAGCCCGGUGUGUCCGAUGCCGAUCAUCUCCGAGCCAGUAUCGACUGCUACGCCUGGUGCAUCAAGAAGAGUUUUAUUCCUCCAUUUGUCGCUAUACAAUCUCCAAGCAGGCUAGUUCCAUGUGUAGAGUACUUUGUCAACAUGUUGGACUUGACAGUGGUACCAACAUUACUAUGCUCCAGACAAGAUACAGUCCUGAUGAAGGCCAAGUGUGGUGUAGUGGUAGCACUGUUUGAUCUACUAGCACUCCUAUACUCACAAAUCAAAAAACUUCCUUACACCUUUUUCCAAAGGAAUUUCUGGAAAUUGCUUGCAAUGUGUAUAUUCAGCUCACAGAACGUGGGGUUGGAUUGGCGAAACAAGGAGCUCGCAGAACACCUCUCAGACAAGAUACGCCUGUUGUUGUGCACACUGAGAGACCAAAUGAAACCAGCUGAUCUGGAGAAUAUGUACGAGGCGUUGUCUUCACAAGUGUUGUAUGAUUGUACAACAUGUGUGGAGCGCCUCAGCCUCAUGUGCCAAGGACUGCAGCCUCUUGAACUCAAGGACAAGCAGUACGUCGAUGGACUGAUCACUCUUUAUAAAACAGACUUGCUUCAACACUUGAAAUUUGGACGCACAUGGUAUGGCAACACCCUACUGAGGGGAGUAUUCAACAGUCUGUUUGACUCUGAUGAACUGCCCUUGCAUCCAGAGUCCUCUGUCAAAGGGUUUCAACAAAAACUGCUACACCUGGCCUUCCUACUGGGUGCUGAGGUAAGUUCUAUCAAAUCAGACUACCAACAUAGUGUUUUUCGAGACUCGGCCGCUGUCACCUUGAAGCGCUGCCGUAGACGUGGUGGGGAGAAGCCGAGACCAGCGGACAGUGGACAGUUCUUGAGACAGUCGGCGUCGAGCGUUAGGUUCGCGCACACCAACCAACCCUCCUUAGGCCGUGCGAGCGAACCAAAUAAUAAGCAGAUCGGCGCGACAUUAACAUCUACGAAGAUCCAGAAGUGGGAAGCGAGCGACGAGGAUUGUCAGCGAGACCCUGGACUACUCGAGCUGUCCGAGCAAAUCGGAGGUAAGUUUACGAUAGGUGCCCUACCCGACAUAAACACCUCACAAAGUGGCGCCUCCGAACAGGGACAUUGA
Molecule: messenger RNA, 4653 nt
Organism: Macrosteles quadrilineatus (aster leafhopper)
Lineage: Eukaryota; Metazoa; Arthropoda; Insecta; Hemiptera; Cicadellidae
Product: DNA-dependent protein kinase catalytic subunit-like
Exons: 25
Coding region: 1-4653 (1550 amino acids)
Source: RefSeq, a predicted model, not a curated record